AUUCCCAGUGCAGCAAACGAUCCCGAACCAUGGCCAACGCGACCACCGCGGCGGCGGCGGCGUCGUCUAUCAACGUCGUACAGCGUACAGACCGAUCCAUCGCAAUGUUCUUAAUGCAACAUGUUAUGAAACCGCUCAAACCAGUCCUCAUUACCAAGCCAAAGCCACUGCCCGCGGGAUCACCUGUCCUAGAGAUUAACAAAAGCGUGUCGAAACAAUGCGACGUACACGAGCGAAAGGUCGAUGACAUUCAUAUCUACGAUAUCACACGUAAAACUUCCCUCUCGUCGCAUACGUCUGCCGACGCGCCACCGCAGCGACCUACGAAACGCAUUUACUAUUUCGCCGGAGGAGGAUGGCAGUCGCCGCCCACCAGCGAGCACUGGAAAGUGAUCGGAGAAAUCGCAUCGCGACUGCCGGACGCUGUGGUCUCUCUCGUGAGCUACCCCCUCGCUCCCAAUAGUGCCGCGCCGGUCGCCUUCCCUCAACUCAUGAGUUUGUAUGCCACCAUCCUCAAAGAUGCCGAAGAAGCGCAGGAGGAAGUUAUUCUCGCAGGAGAUUCCGCCGGCGGUAAUAUCAUCCUAGCCAUCACUCUGCAUGCUCUAUCCGAAGACCCCGAAUGCCGCUGUCCCAAGGCGCUGCUUGCGAUCGCACCUUCAACUGACCUCGGACGCGAUAAUCCCGACAUACAGGCUCUGGAGAAACACGACCCGUUGCUUCGGAUUCCCUUUAUCGCCGACACGGCGGCCUCCUGGCGAGGGGAAUGGGAUGCCAAGGAUCCUCGUGUGUCUCCGUUGUUCGCCGAUGUGGCGCCUUUGGCACGUCGAGGUGUAAAGGUCCAUGGCGUGACCGGUGGCUACGACAUAUUGUCCCCCGAUGGAAUCCUUUUCCGCAACAAGUGCAGAGAUGCCGGUGUGGUCGGCGAGUGGCUUCACUGGGAGAAAGAAAUGCAUUGCUUCUUUCUUGCAUUCCCGUUCAAGUUGAAGGAGAGUGUGCAGGCUGUGGAUUGGAUAAUAGAUAUCUUGCGAAGAUCGUGA
Molecule: messenger RNA, 1037 nt
Organism: Dissoconium aciculare CBS 342.82
Lineage: Eukaryota; Fungi; Ascomycota; Dothideomycetes; Mycosphaerellales; Dissoconiaceae
Product: esterase/lipase
Exons: 1
Coding region: 30-1037 (335 amino acids)
Molecular function (GO): hydrolase activity
Source: RefSeq, a predicted model, not a curated record